Capronia epimyces CBS 606.96 is the source of this 576-nucleotide messenger RNA. RefSeq lists its product as uncharacterized. Lineage: Eukaryota; Fungi; Ascomycota; Eurotiomycetes; Chaetothyriales; Herpotrichiellaceae. The transcript has a single exon. The coding region runs from base 1 to 576 and encodes 191 amino acids. The record is from RefSeq and is a predicted model, not a curated record.
AUGUCUGGUCCAUAUGAUCAAUAUUCCACCAACUCACAAGGUCCCCAUCAUCAAUACCCAGCCUACGACCAGCCCAGCUACUACCCCAGCGAAGGCUACGCUCCUCAAUCCUACCAGCAACAAGGGUACCAACAACAGCAGUACUACCCCGAUACCAGAUCUCCGCAGGAACAGUACUCUUAUACGCCCCAAGCUGGUAACGCUGACUACUACCGUGGCAACGGCUCCGGAGCUGGCAUCCAAUCCCACAGUCAGCAGCAAGGACCCGUGACCGGAUCUGAAUCCGACCGCGGCCUGUUGGGUGCAGUGGGCGGCGGUGCCGCGGGCGCCUGGGGCGGGCACAAAGCCGGCCACGGCGUGCUGGGGGCCUUGGGCGGCGCCAUCUUGGGCUCCCUAGCGGAAGACUAUGCGAAGAAACAUAGUAAGAAAAACCAGCACACCUCGAAGCCACCUAAACAUCAGACCAAUUCCUCUUAUGGGAGAUCCUCGAGCCCCAGAUUGAGCAGCGCCAGCACCGCAGCUUACCCGAACGACUUCGGAAGCGUGGCGAGCAGUUUCUUCCACCACAAGAAAUAG